GUUAUCCCUGGCCAUUGGGUUAAUUAUUGGCAUAAGCGUUGCUGCCGGUAUGCCACAUUGGCGCAGUAGUUGGGAAACAAACUUCCUAAUGCGCAAAACCGCUGCUACAGUAGGCCUAUUAUGCAAGUGCAAUUGUAUUUUAUUUGAAGGGAAUUAUUCGUACAAAAUAGCAAUGACACACUAAACAAUCCAAUUGUCACUGGCUGAUCAGGGUUCACUAUUUCCCGUUAAUUUAAGUUAAUAGCCAGUAUGCACAAGGAUUAUAAAUUUUGCGCGGGGAACUUUCGAAUAUGUUGCGGACUCCUGUAAUUGUGCGAGGUACUUUUGCAUUUUGCGGAGUUCUUUCAUUGUGCACUGUAGUACACGUUUAAAUUUGUUGCGGACUUCUUUACCCGCUUCUUUAUUUUGCGAUUCUUAUUGUGCGUGAGAGUUGUGGACCACCGUACUAUUAAGAUAUGCGCCCUCUUUCUAGCUGUGCAAUCAAGCACGAUAUUAUUAUGAUUAGUGUGAUCAUCAGUCGUUCAUCAUCGGUAGUGGUGCUUAGCAACACGAAGCUAACCAAGAUUGAGUGAAGACGAACAAGUCAACGGAUGAUGGAGCUUAAUACUGAGGAUAUUAUUGAAUCUAAAAGUACAGCUUCCAGUGGGACACAAUGGGAGCACCCCACAGAGCUACAGCCAAGGUCAACGUUUGAUCAAAUUGAACAAAACGAAACGCCUGAUGAGGAAAACCAACAAAGUGACAAACUGGAAAGAGACUUCACUGGUCAAGUGUUCAUAAAUGGCCAAGGAAAGUACUGCUUAGAUCUCAGUGACAGAUGCAUAGACGAGUUGCCGGAACAAGUGUGUACAGUUGAUUAUCUGCAGUGUUUAUUACUCACAAAUAACCGUCUUCAAGAUAUUCCUGCUGCGACAUCAAACAUCAAGGACCUGGAAGUUCUUGUUUUACAACUUAACAGCUUUUACCAGGUUCCAACUGUCAUUUUCUCUUUGGAGAUCCUUCAAAUUUUAGAUCUCAGUUCAAAUGAAAUAGAAAAACUCCCACCACAGAUUUCACAGUUAAAAAAUUUGAAGCAACUGUUUGUGAAUGAUAACCGGUUGGUAGAAUUGCCUGAUGAGUUGUGUUGCUUGGUUGAUCUAACCGCCUUCUGUGCAAACCAAAACCAACUUAAAAUGUUACCGUCAGACUUCUCGCGUUUGUGCAAUUUACGAGUACUUGGUUUGAAUAAUAACUGCCUGGAAAAGUUACCUAAAGAAGUUUGUCUGUUGGACCAGCUUGUGCAGCUUAGCCUGUCUGGUAAUGCUCUUCAGACUUUACCUGCUAACGUUGAAUUCUUCUUUAAUCUUGUUGAGUUACAUUUAGAUAAGAAUUGUUUUGAGUAUUUACCUAUCCAGAUAUACUGGUUGCCUGAAUUGCAAGAGCUGAACCUGUCAAACAAUUCUCUGAAGGAACUUUCCCAUGAAAUAAAUCAGCUUAAUAAGUUGAAAAUUCUAAGACUGAACAACAACAAACUUGAAGCCUUACCAACAAGCAUCUGCAAUCUUUCAACACUGGAGCUUGUAAGCUUGAAUGAUAAUCAACUUACAACUCUGCCCAAAGGCAUAUGUCAUCUACAGAAACUGAAAGAACUUCACAUUGGUAAUAAUAAAUUUGAAUCACUACCAGAUGAACUGUCUCUACUCUCUAGACUUCAAGUAAUUGAUAUCGAUGGUAAUCGGUUGGCCAAUCUGCCAGUUGAGCUUUCGCAUUUGAAAGCCACCCAGAAUCUGUCGAUGCGUUCUAAUAAAUUUAAAUUGCUACCACUGAGUUUGUGUUCAAUGAGGAAGUUGGAGACCCUAGCAUUAGAUCAAAAUGCACUGACUAAUUUGAUGCCAGACAUAUCGGAGAUGUAUGGGUUACAUACCCUUACACUCUCUUCUAAUAAUUUUAGGACAUUUCCUGUUGAGCUUACACAAUUAUGGUCUUUGAAGAGCAUCGAUCUAAGUCAGAAUCUUAUCAUGGAUUUGCCAUCACAGAUUGAAAAACUCAUCAAUUUGAAGUGUUUGAUUCUGGAUGAAAAUAAAUUUGAAAUGAUACCAGAGGAAGCCUGUGCUCUAGGUCAUUUGGAGAAACUCAGCAUGGCUAAAAAUGUCAUCACAAAAAUACCAAAAACAGUCACUAAAAUGGAGUCACUAACAACGUUGAAUCUGUCAGAUAAUAAAUUCAGUACCUUCCCAUCUGAAGUAUGUAGCUUCCCAGCAUUACAGGUGCUGUUUUUCCGACAGGCCUUAGGGCAUAAGAGCACUUUCUUACCACCAUACAUAAAAAAUCUGGUGUUCCUUCAAGAACUCUAUGUUGAUGAUAAUUUAUUAGAGAUGCUGCCAGAGACCAUUUCUGAUUUGCCUGUUUUGACCAUCCUCUCUGCCAGAAACAACCAAAUUUCAACUCUUCCAGACUCCUUCACUAAGCUCAAAUCGCUACAUUGUCUGGAUUUGGAGAACAACUUGUUGAGUGAGCUACCAAGAGGUUUUACCAUGAUGACCAACUUACAGCAGUUAAGGCUGGAGCAGAAUCCUUUGACACACCCACCAUCCCAGGUAUGUGAUGGAGGAGCAAUACAGCCUAUCUCAAGGUUCCUGAUGGCGGCUGCUGCAAGAAAAAAGGCACUGUUGAUGAAGAUGUUUGAAUGUGUGUCUUACAACAUACGUGAACGCGAGGCCAAAGAUUUGAUGCGUGUAUUUCGCUUCAGCAAAGAAGAAAGUCAAGCUAUUGAAAAAGAUUACAAGGAGGACACGCAAAGUAUGGUAAUACAUAUUCUGCGACGAUGGCAAAAGCAGAAAGGCAACGAUGCAACUGCGGAAGAACUGAUUCGAUACGUUGGGCUAAUAAUGAUGCCUGUACUGGCUAAGAAGCUUCAUGCUAUGAAUGUAUAUGCACAAGCACAUAAACUAUGAACUCAUUUUAAACUCUGCUAAUGUGAAGAAUUUACAGUACAGCAAUAAUUAUUUAUGCUUGUUCUGGCUAUAAGAAGCUAAUGCUAUGAACAAGCAGAAGCGGAUCAAGGAUUUAAAAGAGGGGGGUUCAAAAUGUUUCCAAAAAACCCUAAAAUGAAAGGGUUUUCCCACUCUUGAAAAAAGGUCAGGUAAUUUUAUCUCUUUCUUUAGGCCUAUCAUAGAAGGAAAAAAAAUCAAAGACGGGCAAUAUAUUAUUAUAUUCCAAGAUAUGUAGUAAAUUAACUAUGAAUGUAGUGUUACCCAAGCUCGACAAAUACCAAAUCACAAGAAUCUGGGUUUUCACUAAUAUUUUUGCAAAAUAUAUAUUUUUUUUAAUUAGCUAAAGACCACAAGAUGUAUGCACCCCACCAGCGGUGGAUGGGGUGAUGCAUUAGUGGCUUAAGCCCCUUGUUGGACAGUCCAAGCACCUAUCGGCCACAACUCGGAACAAAAAAAAAGGAUAAAUAGAUAUCCUGGUGUAAGUGUAUGUGAUGUUAUAAUUGAUUCCUGAAUGUUAUUUAAUGUGACAUGGUUUUGUAGUAAUGGUAUCUGCUUUUAGUUUAUGUAAAGAUUUAUAUUAUAUCUAUGUUGACAGAAUGGCUUGAUGUAUUUGUCUUAGAUAGCUUUUCUCAUUUAUGGUCUACCUGCAUAAUGGAAGACUUCCUCAAUACUAAAUUGUACGAUUUUUUGUAUCUAUUAUUUAUUACUUUAUCUUAUUCAGUAAUUUUUAAAAAUAUUUUUUGGCAUUUGGAAUGUACAGUAAAAAGUUGAAGCUACUCCUUAAAAAAAAAUCAUUUUUAUUUGCUUUGUACAUAAUAUAUACAUAUUUCUUGAGAGUAUAGAUGGAUUGGUAUAAUAGGCUUUCAGCUAUUUUAAUGACAACAGCCCUGUUCACAUUGUUGAAACUCCUAAAGAAUAAGACUACUGAUUGUGACUGACCUUGUGUCUGCUUCUCCCAUGCUUUUCCUGAUUGUGGAACCUACUUGUUUUGGAACAUUUCUCAAUGAAUUCACCGUUACUAGGCAAUUUGCAGUACUGCCAACUGGUGGUAUAUGCCUAUUUCAAACAGUUUAUUUCCAUUCAUGACAAAGUAAGAGCAUCAAUACAAAACUAAGUGAAUUGAUUUGAUUUCUGAAUGGGACUGGGUGGCGGGAGGAUUUGGCAGACGGGGGGUACGAUGUCUUUGACGGGGGACCCAACAAGAGUGUAGGUGGGCGUGGUCGGGCGUCGCUCAAAGUUUCUGAAAUUGUUUCAGGGUUGAAAUCCCGGAAAUUAUGAAAAUAAUGGUUUCAAAGGCUUAAGGCUUAUUUAAUUGAUUUUAGAACCUACUAGGCCUAAUAUAUAUAUAUUUUUUUUUCUCCCCGAUGAAUUGUUGUUUUUAUCCCCUAUGGGGGGCCCUGGCCACUGGUGCCACUGCUGACAAUAAAAUAAGACUUUAAUUUAGGUAUAAAAUACAAAA
Molecule: messenger RNA, 4431 nt
Organism: Anneissia japonica
Lineage: Eukaryota; Metazoa; Echinodermata; Crinoidea; Comatulida; Comatulidae
Product: leucine-rich repeat and death domain-containing protein 1-like
Exons: 3
Coding region: 591-2933 (780 amino acids)
Biological process (GO): signal transduction
Molecular function (GO): protein binding
Source: RefSeq, a predicted model, not a curated record